Prinia subflava (tawny-flanked prinia) is the source of this 1339-nucleotide messenger RNA. RefSeq names its product transmembrane protein 17 (gene TMEM17). Gene Ontology annotation, biological process: non-motile cilium assembly. The coding region runs from base 87 to 743 and encodes 218 amino acids. The record is from RefSeq and is a predicted model, not a curated record. Lineage: Eukaryota; Metazoa; Chordata; Aves; Passeriformes; Cisticolidae. Gene Ontology annotation, cellular component: ciliary transition zone. The transcript has 4 exons.
CAUCGCUCCCGCCCCAAACCCGGCUCUGCCCCGGCCCCAUCGCGGCUCCGCUCGCCCGCGGGCCCCAGCGCGCCUGCGCGGGCGCCAUGGCGCGGCCUGAGGGGCCGCCGACGCUGCCGGAGCCGCUGCGGCGGCGCCUCGUCUCCUUCAGCAGCUCCGUGUUCAGCGACAGCGCCCGCAGCGCCCUCGGCGACAGCCCCCGCGCCCCCCCGGGCUUCCCGGGCUACCGCGCAGAUUGUGAAAUCCUUUCCAGUUUGCCACUGCAGAUGUCCCUCUAUUUCAAUGUUUAUUUCUUCCCCUUCUGGUGGCUCGUCACAGUUGCCAUCCUCUACCUGAAGUAUCCAGACUUAUCAGAUUAUUACAAGUUCAUCCUGGUCACCAUCAUGAUCCUGGUCUCUCUGACAGAGCUCAUUAGACUCUACCUGGGAUAUGUGGGCAAUCUCCUGGAGAAAGUGCCUGAGCUGGCUGGGUUCUGGCUCCUGACCCUCCUCCCGCAGCUGCCAGUGAUUCUCUUCCUGCUCUUCAACGAAGCUCUGAAGAUCCACUCGCUGGAGCGAGCCUUCCACAUCAUCUUCGCCGCCUUCCUGUGCUUCCAGGCGGCGGCGGCGUUCGUGGCGCUGCGCAGGAUGGUGAACACGCUGGCCGCCCGCUUCCCCCGCACCGAGUUCCACCGCCUGGAGGAGCAGCGCCCCGCGCCCGCCGCCCCCGGCCCGGCCGCGGGGAGCCCCGCCCGGGGAUGGUAGCGGGCUCCCGGGCCGGGAGAUCAUGGCCCGAGCGCUUCGGGAGGUGACACAGCCCGGCCCCAUGUUGCCGCAGUUCUCUGUCCGUUCUCUUGGGUCAUCCUUUGCCGCCGUGCCUCGGAGGUGGUGAAAAAGUAGCUCUUGCUCAAGAGCUGACAGUAAACCUCAGAGGCUGGAGCUCCCUUCUUCAAGGAAAAUCAAAGCCAGUUGCAUAACUGACUUGAGUGACUGUUUGUGGACUGUUACUGAAAAAAACCUUGAGACUUCCAUGAAUAUCUGACUUAAUCAACACUCUGCCAUACUUUUAAUUCACACGAGCCUCUUUCUUGUGUCUAAAUAGUUGAGAGCAUGGGAUGUGUUUCCCUAACUUGAAGAGUGGUUCAUCAGGUCAGGACCAAGGCAACAACAGUAAAACAAAAUUCCUGGCAACCUCACUGAAAAUCUCAUACAGAUUCCUCACCUUGUUCCUGUCUAUAGCACAAACACAACUGGAGAGUUUUACGUGUUACAAAGUUGUGGCAUCUUAAAAAAACAAGCCUUUUCCCUCACUGUUUGCACAAAAUUCUUUUUUUUUUUACAAUAAAUCUUUUCUACACUUU